CCUCUGCUGCACCAUUCCUGCCCUGACCUUUGGAUAGAUACGGAGCUGUACUCGUGACAGUCACAAAGUCAACAUGGAUGUGCACAGAGUGUCGAACCACAACCAAAUGGAUUAUAACUUCGACGACAUGGAGCCCAAGCACGCUGGGAAAAUGCUGGGAUGCCAGGAGGACCGUUUUGACAGCGGCCUGGAUUCCUUAAAAGAGGACGAGCUGGUCCGCGACUUCGACGAAAUGAAUAUGAAGGAGGAGAGUACGCACGAAUAUGAACCUUGGAUGACGGCUCUGACAGAGGACGGUGACACGCUUCUCCACUUGGCUAUCAUUCAUGAAGCCAAUGAACAUGCCCUUCAGAUGAUCCAACUGUCUCACAACCACCCCUUCCUCAACGUACAGAACCACCAAAGACAGACUGCCCUCCACCUGGCAGUGAUCACAGAACAGCCCCAUUUGGUGGACAGGCUCCUGAAGGCCGGCUGCGACCCCCGGCUGGCCGACGACAGCGGGAACACAGCUCUCCACAUCGCCUGUAAGAGGGGCUCCCUGGCCUGCUUCGGCGUCAUUACCCAGAACUCCCAGCGCCACCUUACCUCCAUCGUGUCCUUCCCCAACUACAGUGGACACAACUGCCUCCACUUGGCGUCCAUCUACGGCUACAUUUCAUUGGUUGAAAGCCUUGUGGGCCUGGGUGCAGACAUCAACGCACAGGAACAGUGCAGUGGUCGGACGGCGCUCCAUUUGGCCGUGGACCACCAGAACCCAAUGCUGGUCCGUCGCCUCCUCGACCUCGGCGCCGAUGUCAACAGCUUAAACUACGGGGGCUUCACGCCGUACCACCUAACCUACGGCCGCCAGAAUGAAGAGAUCCGCUGCGAGCUGUUCGAGAGGACGGCGCAGGAGCUGAGGCCGCUGCCUGAAAGCGAGUCGGACGAGAGCGACAUGGACGACUUGGACCUGUCAGAUGACGAGCUGUAUGACGACAUAAAGUUUGGAAAGUAAGACCAAGCGUUCUUCUACUGGUGGUGUGAACAACAGUGAAGCUGCUACUGGGGAGUAGACGAAUCGGUAUACGUCCCCCCUACACAUAUAACCGCUCCAGAAGUCCACAGGGGCUGGCCGGGCUUGGCUGGGACCACAAACGGGAAUGAAGACAGAGUCCAGUCCGGUCCAGAACGGAGAGCUCGGAACAAUCUGCACCGACAAUCAUAAAACAGCGCGACCUUGACCUCCAUGUAGUCCUUUUACAUACUGUAUGAAUAUAUAUAUUGAUAUGUAUAUACAAGACUAGAAGUGUAAUAUAUUGUAAAUACAGAGAUAUUAUUUUUGUACCUGUAAAUAUGAUGUGUGAAUUUAAACACUAUUAACAGAAUAAAAAAAGAUGUUUAUGACUCUA
Molecule: messenger RNA, 1391 nt
Organism: Sphaeramia orbicularis (orbiculate cardinalfish)
Lineage: Eukaryota; Metazoa; Chordata; Actinopteri; Kurtiformes; Apogonidae
Product: NF-kappa-B inhibitor alpha-like
Exons: 6
Coding region: 74-997 (307 amino acids)
Biological process (GO): cellular response to tumor necrosis factor; toll-like receptor 4 signaling pathway
Cellular component (GO): cytosol
Molecular function (GO): NF-kappaB binding
Source: RefSeq, a predicted model, not a curated record